Messenger RNA from Lolium perenne, 1419 nucleotides. Its product is annotated as B3 domain-containing protein Os11g0156000. The record is from RefSeq and is a predicted model, not a curated record. NCBI's taxonomy places the organism in Eukaryota, Viridiplantae, Streptophyta, Magnoliopsida, Poales, Poaceae. Gene Ontology annotation, molecular function: DNA-binding transcription factor activity; DNA binding.
UAUAAAUGCCUGCCCAUGACAUCUGCAUGGUUCUCUACACCACACACCAUCACCACAUACAGGAAGAACCUAACACGUUUUCCUCCCAGUAGUAUGGCCAUGAAUCAUAUCUCCCAGGAGCACCCCAAUGCAUGGCCAUGGGGGGUAGCCAUGUACGCGAACCUGCACUACCAGCAGUACCACUACGAGAAGGAGCACCUGUUUGAGAAGACCCUGACGCCCAGCGAUGUGGGCAAGCUCAACAGGCUGGUGAUCCCCAAGCAACAUGCCGAGAGGUGCUUCCCUCUUGGUGGCGACUCCGGUGAGAAGGGCCUGCUCCUGUCCUUCGACGACGAGGCUGGCAAGCCAUGGCGGUUCCGGUACUCGUACUGGACGAGCAGCCAGAGCUACGUGCUCACCAAGGGCUGGAGCCGGUACGUCAAGGAGAAGCAGCUGGACGCCGGGGACGUUGUGCACUUCGAGAGGGUGCGCGGCCUCGGCACCGGCGACCGUCUGUUCAUCGGCUGCAGGCGCCGCGGCGACGUUGGUGCACCAACGGCAGUGGCACCACCUCCCGCUGUGCGUGUCGUGCCUGCGUCUGGACAGAACACCAGGGAGCAGCAGCAGCCAUGGAGUCCAAUGUGCUACAGCACAUCCAGCUCGUACCCUACAAGCCCAGCCAACUCCCAUGCCUACCGUCGUUCAGCGGAGCAUGAUCACAGCGACAUGCAUCAUGCCGGAGAAUCCCAGUGGGACGCAGACACCAGGAGCUGUAGUGCAGCCUCGGCACCGACGAGGAGGCUCAGGCUGUUCGGCGUGAACCUCGACUGCGGGCCAGAGCCAGAGGCAGACACCGAGAUGGCAGCACCAGCGAUGUACGGCUACGUGCACCAGAAUCCCUACGCCACCGUGUCUCCAGUGCCCAGCAACUGAACUUAAUAUAUUGACAGGGGCAGUUCAUGAAUAGGAUGACGAGCAGAUCUGAGGCCAUGCGUUGCACGGUGGAACAAGUUACUACCACCACCACCACCAGCCUACUACUGCUGCUCUGCACCAAGUGACAUGUUUGAAUUGACCCGUGGAAGGGAAAGGAAGGAAGUGGGGAGAUCCCAUGUUCCCCCGUCAAUCUUCCAUCCACCCAUCCAUCGAUCACCAGGAAGCCCUUUGUCUGUUUUUUCUUCACUUUUUGUCUUCCAGAAACCCUAUUUUCUGUACGGAACCCUGGCAGCACGGUUGGGUGCGGAGAGGUUUCAGGAAACAUCAAGUUAAAGAGAGAUGGAGAGAGAGAGCUAGACAGACAGACUUGUGUAUGUAUGUGUCAUGUCUGAGUGAGUGAGUGCUUGAGUGGGUCCAAGAAGAAGCUCCGAAGCUGAUGUAUCCUCUCCUGCCUCCUCAAGAAACAAAGUAACAUUCCCAUGGAGAUUUUGUUCUCUCCCAAUC